Cyclospora cayetanensis is the source of this 13491-nucleotide messenger RNA. RefSeq names its product dynein gamma chain, flagellar outer arm. Gene Ontology annotation, biological process: microtubule-based movement. Lineage: Eukaryota; Apicomplexa; Conoidasida; Eucoccidiorida; Eimeriidae. The record is from RefSeq and is a predicted model, not a curated record. Gene Ontology annotation, cellular component: dynein complex. The transcript is spliced from 66 exons. Gene Ontology annotation, molecular function: minus-end-directed microtubule motor activity; dynein light intermediate chain binding; dynein intermediate chain binding.
AUGGCAUCAAUUACCCCUCGGGAACGCUGGAUGGUGUCGCAAGUUGUUACGGCCUUUCAACUGGCUCCCUACGAAUCCGCCAUUCAGACCCUAUUCAGAAACCGAUUUGCAUCGAAAAUCGACCCGUUCCUUAAAGGCUUAUCAUCAUCUCAGCACUUACUCUUUUUCUAUGAAGGCGGCAAUGAGCCUUCCACGCACCCAGGGCCCAUUAUCGACAAGCUUUCCUGCUCAGGUUCGCCUGCAGCUGUGUUUAAUCUUGCGUUUGUGGGGAUGCUAUCGUGCCAAAUGCGCCUUGUAGACCUGCACUUGCCAUUUACUCCUAAGAUAGCUUGUCUGCAUUGUGCUACAGAAGGAAUAUCAAUGGAUCCGGAUUGCGGGUUUGUCUACUUUAUUAGGACGAUUGCCUUUCGGAAGCCUGUGAAUCUGAACAUAGCCGGCGACGCGGACCUGGUUUUUGGCCAGUUCCCACAAUUGCCGCUUCAGAGUCUACAUAGCACGCUACGCAGCUUUUUUCUGCCUGCCGUAGAAUACUUCGACAAUUCAGACUGGAAGAAAUGUAGCCACAAUCAGCGAAACGACCUUAUCAGAUUUACCAGCAACUUCUGCAAAGAGCUGGGCGAAGCAAUCGAUUCCUUCACAGAUGGCAUUCAGCUCAGAAAGCCCGAUCCAAGGUUCUCCCUAAUUGAAAUCAGAAUGGACUAUCUCCGUGCUUGCCGGAAUCCUGACAUCGUGUCUCACUUUGAGGAGCUUCUGGAUGAAUGGUGCAGACAGAUCGAAAAGUACUUGGAGGCUUCCUCGGAUGCUGGAGCAACACAAACCGACGGGGGCCCUCGUAGCGAGCUAAGCCCCAGCGUAUCUCCGAAGUCUCGGCAGGCAGUCUUCCAUACGCUUAGAAGGUGCAAACAGCUUGACAUUGCGAUUACUGAGGCAUUCAACGAGGCCAGGGACAACGUAAAGUAUUUGACAACGUUGGAGCGCUUUAUUGACCCCCUUUACUCUGGAGCCCCGUCAAACGUUUUUGAGAGUCUCAACGCCUUAAUGAACGCAAUCGCUAUGAUAUACUCAAUAUCGCGAUACUACAAUACGAGUGAACGAAUGGCUGCCUUUUUUACCAAGAUAACAAAACAGAUGGUCGCCAAUUGCCGGGCGUGGCUCUUGAAUGGCGAGCACCAUGAAGCUUUGUGGGAUCGAGAGCCUCAAACCAUCAUCCCUAUGCUUCAAUACUGUUUAAAUUUAAAUGAUGCAUACCAUUAUCACUAUCGGCUAACUAAGGAAAGACUUGUCAGCAUUUCAACUGGGAAACAGCUUGAUGUCUCAGAGCAGGAUAUAUUUGGCAGGAUGGAUCUAUUCUGUAGACGAGUUCAGAAGCUCAUUACAAUGCAGUUUAAAAGCAUUUCCGACCAGCGCUUUGAAGGAAUGGAAUCAUAUGUUGAGCGGUUCAAGUCAAUUUUCAACGACUUCAAGGCAAAACGGCAUGACCUUUUGGAUUGCUACAACAAUCGCUUUGACCGAGAUUUUAUCGAGUUUUCUGUCCGUGUUUCGGAUCUGGAGAGCUCCUUGGGUCCACAUAUCAACCAGAUCUUUGAGACAAGCUUGUCUAUUGACGAUUCAUUAGCACUACUUCAAAAAUUUCAAGAAAUAGUGACCAAUGAAAGCCUCAAAGCGGAGCUAAGUGGGAAAAUAAACCUGAUUGUACACCGCUACAGCAUUGAGCUGACCCAGAUCCAAGAGGAAUACGAGCGACGCAGGACCAUCCCUCCAACGAGCAAAGACAUGCCACCAAUCCCUACCAACAUCAUCUGGGCUCGCGAUCUCCUUAAAAAGAUAGAGGACCCAAUGAAAAAGCUGCAGGGGCAUCCGUCCGCCAUUAAGACAAAGGAGGGCAAGCGUGCGAUCAAGUUGUACAAUAGAGUGGCUGAAGCCCUCGUUGAAUACGAGCUGCGAUGGCAUCAAGCAUGGAUGGAUUCUGUUCAAACUACAGCUCAGGCAAUGAAUUGUAGUCUGCUUGCGCGGGAUCCUAGCACUGGAAAACUGUUGGUUUGUUUUGAUCCAGAUAUUGCACGACUGAUCCGGGAGGCUAAAGUCUUUGAUCGAAUGGAUAUGGAAGUACCCGACAGCGGCCGCGUUGUUUUCUUGAGAGAAAAAAAGCUGAAGCGGUGCCACGACGAACUCAAAUUCAUCCUUCAAGAGUACCAAAGGGUGGCAGCUACAAUCCGACCUGUAACAGCGAGCCUUCUGCAGCGGCAUCUAGAAACCUUCGAAAAUCGUCUGAGUCCUGGAAUUACAAGCAUAACCUGGGCCUCCCUCAACAUUGAGAGCUUUUUGCAAUCUGCGAGUAACAAUUUGGAAAUACUAGAGCUGCUGGUUGUGACACUCAACGACAUUGUAGAAAACAGAAUCGAAAGCAACAUAAAAUCUCUAUCCGAAAUAGUCCUUGUCGACCUGCCGGCUCCUGGAGAAGUCAUAUCCCUAAGUCGCUUUGUCGAGAUGCAAGAGCAUCACGUGUAUAAGUCGGCAGGGCUCCUGAAUGCGCGCUCGCUGGAAAUCGAGAACGCCGUAAAAGAUCUUCUUGAGGCUAUUGAAAAACAGCCUAUUGACGACGGCAUCCGCGUAAGCAUGCAAAUGAACGAAGCAACAAAAGUUACCGCUCAGUAUGAGUGGAGCCUCUAUAAUGCCCUCCUAGUCGCCACUAGGAGGUCACUAGACUUCUUGAGGCGUCAGAUAUAUGUCUCUCCCGAAGGCUUAGGGAAUUUGGACUGUCCUGUUCACUGUGUUUUCGAAGUUGACUUGCAGCUGGAUGGUACGGGAGUGCGCCUGCACCCGUCCAUUGAGGAGUUUCACGAAGCAAUAAACUGUUCAGCUGUUGCUAUCUUGAACUGUUCAAAAUGCGUUCAGCAGUGGGAAACCAAGGACGCACAACAUGCAGGAAACAUGGCACCUGCACUACUCUCAACUAGCUUUGGUGACCGGCUUACAGAAGAGAGGUGCAUACAAAAAGUCUUAUUGGGAUUUUUAGGUUCUAUUCAAAAUAUAAAAGAUGAAGUGGACAAAUACCUUGUCAAAUUUGACGUCUUUAAGUGGCUUUGGGUAGAACCCUGCAAGGAAAAUUACAAGGCAUUCGCUCAGCGAAACCCAUCAAUGGAAGACUUCGAGAAAAAGCUAAAGACUUUCCAGGAUGUCGAAGCAGAAUUACAGUCAAUGGAGUCCACUAGACCUAUUGGAAUGCUUCAAAUAAACACCUCAGCGCUCUAUCCUCAGCUGAUAGAAUUAGCUCGUUCAUGGAAUAUCUACUACCUUCGCAAAUUACACAGUACGGCUAAAGAACAGUUGGAGGGUCUCACAGAGCAAAUCAGACAAAAGUCGAAAGGGCUUCAUCGGCCUGUCUCUGACAUUGAUGCUUUGAGGCACGUCAUGGAUAUAGUCACAUCCAUCGCGCAGCAGGAGUCAGACAUUGAAAUACAGUUUGAGCCUGUGUUCACGAUGUACAACAUGAUAGAUCGAUAUCUGCCUAGUAGUGUAACUCUCAUCGACAAAGACGAACAAGAUCAAAGACUACUGCUGCGUUCAUCAUGGGCGAAGUUGCUUGCUGAGGCUCAGCAAGCACAAGCACGUCUACAGAUGAUGCAGGCAACAUACAAGCGGGAACUCAUUCUUAAUAUCAAUACAUUGAAGGCGGAUGCUAGACAGUUCCGGGAAGAUUUUGUCAAAAAUGGACCUGCGUUGCCGGGAAUAAGGCCUAGGGAUGCCGUAGAACGAGUUAAGAGAUUCAAAUCAGAAUAUGACGUUCGAGCCCGGAAACAGGAAAUCUAUCACGCAGGGGAAGAACUUUUUGGCUUUCCUCACCAGACAUACCCAGAACUCGAGCAAACAAAAAAGGAAUUGACGAACUUGACUGCAUUAUACGAUAUUUAUGUCCAGGUCAUUGAUACUAUUAAAGACUGGAAGGAUAUAUUAUGGACCGAGGCUCCUCCUCAAAUCCCAUUAAUGUCCGAAAGGAUUCAAUACUUUUCAGACGCGUGCAAGAGGCUGCCGAAGCAAUUGAAGGCAUCCGAUGCAUUUUCUGAACUUAAAAAGGAAAUCGAUGACUUUACUGAGGUCUUACCACUCCUAAAAGAGCUAAGCAAGCCUUCCAUCGUACAGCGUCACUGGAAGCAAGUGGAAGAAGUUACUGGGAAGGUCCUUGGAGUUGAAAAUGAAAUGACACGCCUGCAAACCCUCAUUGAGGCAGACCUGCUUCAGUACAAAGAUGAUAUAUUCGAUAUUUGCGAGUCGGCCGACAAGCAACUGGUGAUAGAGGGGAAAUUAACUGAAAUAGAAAACUUGUGGAGGACUUGCAUGCUUGAAUUUGGCAAGUGGAAAAGUCGUGACUACAGCUGCAUUCUGCAAGGAGGCCGAGUAUCGGAAAUACAAGAGCAGCUCGAGGAAUCACAGAUGUCUCUAAAUACAAUGAAUGCGAUGCGGCAUGUCCUACCGUUUAAGGAAAGAGUGGUGAACAUGCUCAGCACCCUCUCCGAUGUCGCAGACACUCUCGAAAGCUGGACGAAGGUUCAGGUCUUGUGGACCUCCCUAGAACCAGUGUUCACCGGCGGUGAUAUCGCCAAGCAGAUGCCCGGGGAAGCAAAAAGGUUUCAUGCAAUCGACAAAGAUUGGGCUAGAAUUAUGGCAAGAGCAUCAGAGACGCUUGUUGUUGUCGAAUGCUGUCAAAAUGAACUUUUGAAGCAGCUCCUCCCUACGCUAUUUUCUGGGCUAGAGAGCUGCCAGAAAUCACUGGAGUCUUACCUUGAAGGAAAGCGCAACAAGUUCCCGCGAUUCUAUUUUGUCUCUAAUCCAGUGCUACUAAAAAUCCUUUCUCAGGGAUCCGAUGCAGAAGCAGUUCAAGACGACUUCGAAAAACUGUUUGACGCAAUAUCCAGGGUCGACUUUGACAAGGCAGACAGAAAGAAAAUUACAGCAAUUCAAGCUGUGUCCGGAUCAGCUCAGGAAGUGGUCCCACUAGCUGCCCCAGUUAAAGUAGAAGGGAAUAUAGAGGACUGGCUACGCUUUCUAGAGACCCAAAUGCAGAAAUCAAUUAAGAGGGAGUGCAGCUAUGCAGCGCAUGAAUCGGGUUCUAUAUACAGUCAGCUGACACUAAGGGAAUUCUGCGACAAGUAUAUUGCCCAAAUGCUCUGGACGGCUGACUGCCAGGACGCCCUUGACAAGAUGUCUAGGGAACGCGAUAGAGCUGUAAUGGCCCAAACAAACAAAAAGUUUGCCACAAUGAUGGCAGACCUUGUACAGUGUUGUCUCUCCGACCUGGAAACCAGUCUUCAGCGCACAAAAUACGAAACGCUUGUCACUGUUCACGUACACCAGCGUGAUGUUUUUACAGAUAUUUGGAAGAAAGUGAAGGAGCACCGGAUUAAGGAUGCCAGCGAUUUUGAAUGGCUCAAACAGACCCGCUUAUACUGGAACGCCGACACCGAAAACACGCUUAUCUCAAUUGCUGACGUCGAGUUUUCCUAUUGCCAUGAAUAUUUGGGUGUUAAGGAGCGUUUGGCAAUUACUCCAUUGACGGACAGGUGUUAUCUAACAUGCUCGCAAGCGCUUGGCAUGUUUUACGGAGGAGCGCCUGCGGGUCCUGCUGGAACUGGGAAGACGGAAACGGUGAAGGAUAUGGGACGGACUCUCGGAGUUUUUGUGGUGGUUACUAAUUGCUCGGACCAGCAUCGUUUCAGCGAUAUGGCUAAGAUCUUCAAAGGUCUUUGCCAGAGCGGCUUAUGGGGAUGUUUUGAUGAAUUUAAUCGUAUUGACCUGGAGGUCUUGUCCGUCGUCGCCAUGCAAAUAGAGUCCAUAACUUUGGCAAAAAAGCAAGCACUAAAGGCGUUUCUCUUUCCUGGCGAAUCUGCACCUAUCAAGCUCGUUCCUACCACCGCAUACUUUAUUACUAUGAACCCAGGGUAUGCUGGGAGGCAGGAGCUGCCAGAAAACCUAAAGGUCUUGUUUAGAAGCGUGUCCAUGAUGGUACCCGACCGACAGAUUAUUAUAAAGGUCAAGUUGGCAUCUGUUGGCUAUAUGGAUAUCGACAACCUGUCAAAAAAGUUCAAAGUGUUAUACGGUCUUUGUGAGGAGCAACUUUCCAAGCAGCGGCACUAUGACUUUGGCCUAAGGAAUAUUCUGUCCGUUCUCAGAACCGCAGGUGCAACGAAGCGCAGCGAACCAGAUGCCGACGAAGAGAUGCUUCUCAUGAGAACCCUUCGCGACAUGAAUCUCUCCAAACUCGUAGCGGACGACGUGCCGCUCUUUCUUUCCCUUCUCAACGAUAUCUUCCCUCGCCAAGCAAGCCCACCCAAGAAGGCCUACCAAGAAGUAGAAAGCGCCGUAAUGCAGGAGCUCCAGAUGCGUAUGCUGGUUCGAACUGACGAGUUUUUAAUUAAAAUCAUGCAGCUUUAUGAGACUUCCGUCGUCCGUCACGGUUUUAUGCUAGUUGGAAGCUCUUGCUCUGGGAAGACCACGAUCCUCAAUGCCCUUGCAGCAGCACUGACAGCCACUGGACAGCCGACACGUAUUGUAACAAUGAAUCCAAAAGCAAUUACUGCCCAACAGAUGUAUGGUGUCAAAGAUCCAAUAUCUGAUGAGUGGACUCCAGGAAUUUUUGCCUGGAUGUGGUCGCGGUACAACAACCGCGCUCUCAAGUUCAGCACCUGGAUAACUUGUGAUGGCCCCGUUGACGCCAUCUGGAUUGAAAAUCUUAAUACAGUGCUGGAUGACAACAGGAUUUUGACCCUUGCAAACAGCGACCGUAUUCCAAUGACUGAAAAUACAAGGAUUGUAUUUGAAGUAGAAAACCUUAACAAUGCUUCGCCAGCUACUGUCAGUAGAGCUGGCAUCAUAUUUAUCUCUGCAACAGACCUCGGAUGGAAGCCUCUGAUCGACAGCUGGCUACAGCGGCUGACCUCUGAUUGCCCUGAGCGAGCCUAUAAAAGCAAAAUCUUUAGCGAUUUAUUUGAGAAGUAUAUUUACGCGCCACAAAUCCUUGAGUUUACGCUUCGAGAAUGCAGUCCCGUGAUGCAAGUAACUCCAGUAAUGGUAACUGUUCAGCUACUGAACUUGCUGUCAUGCAUACUGCUACCCUAUGAGGAAAGUGCCGAAAUGCUUACGCCUCAAGAGUAUGAAAAUAUCAUGGCGUAUGCUGUCGCAUGGUCCUGUGGAGCCCUGCUCGAGCCGGAGGACAGGAUGAAAUUCAAUACCUUUCUACAGGAGAAGGUCUCGGUUCCUUACCAGGGAGAAGCAGGCCUUACAAUUUUUGAUUACUUUGUCGAUCAGAAGACCAGGGAGUUUCGCCAAUGGGCGGCUCCUGAGUGGACUCCACCUAAGGGGCCUUUCUCCUUCUCUUCCAUUUUGAUUCCGACCCUAGACUCGCAAAGGGCUGAGUACAUAAUCGACCACGUGUCCAAAUUGCCGCAUUCACCGAAUCCUCCGUCGUUCCAAUCGGUUUUACUUCUCGGAGGCCCGGGUACUGCCAAGACAUCUACAGUUCUCAUGUUCCUACAAAAGCUGGAUUCAAACGAAACGUUAUGGAGGAGAGUCAACUUAUCUUCCGCGACACUCCCUGAGCGCUUCCAGCAGACAAUCGAAUCAAGCCUCGAACGUAAAACAGGAAAGACCUAUUGUCCGCCGGGGGGAAAAGACAUGAUCUUCUUCUUGGAUGAUAUGUCUAUGCCCUUCGUAAAUGAAUGGGGUGAUCAAGUAACACUGGAGUUACUGCGCCAGUUGAUCGAGCAAAAGGGUUUCUACUUUUUGGAAAAGGAUAAAAGGGGAGACUUUAAAGCAGUUAUUGGCCUGAAGUAUAUUGGAGCGAUGAACCACCCUGGGGGUGGGCGCAACGAUAUUCCCAAUAGGCUAAAAUCUAAAUUCUUUUCUCUGAACAUGAUACUCCCAUCUUUGACAUCGGUUGACAACAUAUAUGGGGCCAUGAUGAGGAGCAGGAUUACACUUAAGAACGGCGCCACUCCACUGGUCGUCGAAGUGUCAUCAAAAUUGACGCAAGCUACGAUUGAUGUGUGGCUUGAAGUUAAAAAGUCCCUGUUACCCACACCUAGCCGCUUCCACUACAUAUUUAACCUACGCGAUCUGUCUCGCGUGUUCCAAGGGAUACUGAACUGCCCAAUCGAUAGCGUAAAUACUCAUGAGCUUUUCCUCGGCCUGUGGAAGCACGAAUGCACACGCGUUCUGGCAGACAAGCUCUGUAGGAAGGGUGACAAGGCCAUUGUACAACAGGCAAUUAAUAAUGCAUGCAUCAAACAUUUCGGUGUAGAGCUCCAGAAACGCAUUCCCGACACUCCGUGGUUUGCAGAUUUCCUUGGGGAGCCGAGUGAAGAUGAAUCUGUAGAGUUGCUGCCUGCGCAAAAGCUUUAUGAGCCAGUCCCAAGCUUGCAGCUGGUCAGAACUCGGGUAAUGGAGUACCUACAGCGCUUCAACGAAGAAAAUCCGGCGAGGAUGGCCAACUUAGUACUGUUUGACGACGCCUUGGCCCACUUAAUGAUUAUAUCAAGAAUUAUUCAGAUGCCACGGGGCUCGGCAAUGCUGGUCGGCGUCGGCGGCUCAGGCAAGCAGUCUCUCACGCGAUUGGCAGCGUUUAUCGGAGGUCAUACACAGUUCCAGAUUGCCAUUACCAAAACAUAUAAUGAAAGUGCUCUGUUUGACGAUUUUCGAAACCUCUACGUAAAUACCGGACAGAAAAAUCAGCCAACAACAUUCCUCUUGACGGACUUAGAAAUAAGGAAUGAAUGUUUUCUGGAGUACUUCAAUUGUUUUCUCUCAACUGGGGAAAUAUCGGGUCUCUUUCCAAAGGACGAAAUGGAUGUCAUGGUAGCGGAUAGAAGGGCCGACUUCGUCAAAGAGUGCCCCCAUAUGGAGGAAACCAUGACGAACAUGUAUAACUUCUUUCUCGAUCGUGUCCGAGCAAAUUUGCAUAUUGUCCUCUGUUUCUCUCCUUUAAGCAGCAAAUUCUCAGAAAGGGCACAGAAGUUUCCCGGGCUGUUCAGUUGCACCACCAUUGACUGGUUUUUGCCAUGGCCUGAAGCAGCCCUAGUCGCAGUGUCAUCGAGUUUCUUGGAUACGUUUGAGAUUGACGCAAGCCCAGAGAAGAAGACUAUGCUUUACAACAUAAUGGGAAGAAUACAUAGCAAUGUAAACACAGCAUGCAACGGGUAUUUCCGGCGCAUGCGCCGCCAUGUCUACGUGACACCAAAGUCAUAUCUUUCAUUUAUUAACGCCUACAAGACUAUAUACAAAGAUACCUUCGACGACGUAAACAACCUCGAACGCAGUGUGAACGUUGGCUUGAAAAAGCUGAACCAAGCCGCACAGGACAUAAAGCAAAUGAAGACACAGCUAAAGGCUGAAGAGAAACAGCUGCAAGAGUCAGAGUUCCAGACAAACCAGCUGCUGGCUAAGGUUCAAAGCGAGUCGGCCAAAGCAGAGAAGAAGAGUCAAGGGGUGGCAGCCUUUCGCGACGAAUGCCUGAAAAACAAAGAAGAAAUUGAACGGGAGCAAGAAGACGCUAACAACGAUCUGCAGGCUGCUUUGCCUUACCUUCGUGAGGCUGAAGACGCUGUCAAGUCCAUUACAGCAAAAGAUAUAGUUGAGCUGAAGACUAUGAAGACGCCCUCGGACAUUAUUCGCCUGGUCUUCGACGGCGUCCUUAUCCUUUUGCAAAAUCGACUCGUAGAGGUCAAACCCGAGUCGAAGGUGAUAAAUAAGAGACAAAUCGAGUUCAUCCAUGAUUCGUUUGACGAAAGCGCAAAGGCCAUGAUGGCUGACGUUCAUUUUCUCCCCAAUCUCUUCGAUUUCUCGAGGAAAGAGAAGGACAACAUCAACGACGAAACAUGCGAACUGUUGUUGCCGUACCUCGAACUCGAACACUUUAAUCCGGCAGUUGCUAAAAAGGCGUCUAACGCUGCUGAAGGCCUCUGCAAAUGGGUUGGAGCCAUGGUGAUGUACCAUGAGGCAGCAAAAAUCGUCAAGCCCAAAAUGGACUACUUAACAGUACAAACUGCCAGGGUUCAUACCGCUUUGCGUCAGCUAAGCGAAGCAGAAGACGAGCUAAGGAAAGCCCAAGCCAUGCUAGAUGAAAUUAAUCGCCAAUUCCAGGAGGCCCUUGCAUCAAAGCAGGAGCUAGAACAAAGGGCACAAGCCACAAAGCGGCGGAUGGAACAGGCAAACAAGCUCAUCAAUGGGCUUGCAGGAGAAAAGGCUCGCUGGUACAGAGCUGGUAGCGACGGAAGACUCCAACAUGUUUGCUGAACGAAGAAAACGUAUGGGUGGACUAUGGUGCAAAUUUGCAAAAAUAACGAGAUCCCGUGUUCUGACUCGAUUAAUAUAGUCGAGAUCCUUUCCGAUGAGGCAACUCGCGGCGAGUGGACCCUACAGGGACUCCCUGCAGACGAAUUAUCAGUGGAGAAUGCCAUCAUAGUCACUCGGUCCGGAAGGUAUCCGCUGCUUGUAGAUCCCCAAGGCCAGGCCCUGAAGUGGAUAAAGAAGAAGGAGGAGAAUGGCAUGAAAGGAUCUCGUCAAUGCAUUACAACGGAAAAUGACCCCAGAUUCAAAGACAAGGUAGAGUUUUGCCUAUCGGAAGGCCUGCCGGUAUUGAUUGAGAACCUCGGAGAAACCGUGCCAGAAGCGCUGGAUGCGAUUCUAGAAAAGCAGUUCACAAAAAAGGGUAAAAGACUCUACGUUUUAUUCAUGGACCAGCAGGUGGAAUGCAGCCCAUCAUUUGCACUGUACAUGACCACGAAGCUAGCGAAUCCCCACUUUUCCCCCGAGAUCAACGCCAAGUGUACCGUAAUCGACUUCACUGUCAUGCACGAAGGUCUAGAGCAGCAGCUUCUUGGUCGUGUGCUUUCCAUGGAGCAACGCUCCUUAGAGGAGUGCCUCAAUCAGUUGCUUGAGUCGGUAACCGCGAACACAAAAGCACUGAAAGAACUCGACAGCCAUCUACUAGACCGCCUUUCUCAUUCUUCUGGAAAUCUGUUGGAUGACAUAGAGCUCAUUGAAGUGCUUGCAAAUACAAAAGCUAAGGCAAAGGAAGUUGAAAAAAAGCUAAAAGAUGCACAAGAAAAGAAAACAGAGAUCAACGAAAAACGUGAGCAAUAUCGACCAGUAGCAACAAGAGGCUCGGUUCUCUAUUUCUGCAUGGUCGAGGCGUCAUCAAUCUGUUGGAUGUACAACAGUUCCCUCCUACAGUUUCUCGAGCAAUUCGACCUCUCCGUGCAGAGAUCGGAGAAGACCCAGCCAACACAAAAGCGUGUUGAAAAGAUAAUUGAAUACCUAACUUACCAGGUCUACCGCUAUGUCUGCCGAGGACUCUUCGAACGACACAAACAGACUUUCGUCAUGAUGAUCAUGCUGAAAAUUCUGCAGAUCGAUGGAGUCCUUAAAAGCUCAGAUAUUUCGUUGCUCCUUAACGGCGGGGCAGGGCAAGACUCAAAGAUAUGGCUGAACAUAUUGCAGCUUUCCAGAACAAGCUUUGGCGGGGACCAAACUCAGCUAUUCUGUGAGCUUCCGGAUUCCUUAGGAAAAAGCGAAGCUGCAUGGAAAAAAUGGAUGGAAGACAAUGAACCAGAAAAUCUACCAAUCCCAGACUACGAAGACAGGAUCAAAUGUCGAAAAUGCCUUGGGCACAUUAUUAGGCUUUGCCUUGUUCGCUGCAUCAGACCGGACAGAACCAUGGUCGCUUCUGCACGCGUCAUUGAUGAGCUUCUUGAACCAAAAUACACAGAACCCGUUACAGACUCAAUAGAGUCUAUAUGGAACGAGUCAUCUUGCCGAACACCAGUGAUGUUUUUGUUGUCCCCUGGAGCCGAUCCCACAUCAAGUAUUGAUGAAGUUGCGAAAAAAAAGCGGAAGUUUCCAACUGACAAAGUAUCAAUGGGAGAAGGCCAGGAACUUGUUGCGAGGGAGAAGAUAAAAUCCGGUUUCCUCUCAGGCAGCUGGGUUGUCCUGCAAAACUGUCACCUGGGAUUGAACUUUAUGCACGAAAUAGAAGAACUCCUCAUCCGUGAGUUCCGUCUCUGGAUUACUUGCGAGCCUCAUAAUAGGUUUCCCAUUGGCCUUCUGCAAAUGUCGAUCAAAGUUACUAACGAGUCUCCCGUUGGGCUCAAGGCAGGUCUAGCUAGGAGCUUUACAACGGUGAUCACUCAGGAAACGCUAGACAAAGUGAACCACGAAAAAUGGCGCACCAUUGUCUUUGCUAUUGCAAUGCUGCAUAGCGUUGUGCAAGAGAGGCGAAAGUUUGGUGCACUAGGUUGGUGCAUCCCCUACGAAUUCAAUUAUUCAGAUUUGGAAGCAUCUCUUUCUGUAGUAGAAAAGCAUCUAGCAUCUACAAUUUUGAUUGGGCAGCCCGUUUCUUGGUCUGCAAUUGCGUAUAUGAUCGGAGAGGUACAGUAUGGAGGCCGUAUUACCGACGACUUGGAUAGAGAGAUGUUCAGCACUUAUACCAGGAAAUGGCUAACGGAUGACCUGUUCAAACCAGGUUUCUGCUUCAACAAUACACCUACGAGCCCCCACGAAUUCAGGUACAAAGUACCGCAAGGCACUGAUAUAUCGGCCUUCCGUGACUACGUUAAUACACUGCCAUACGUCGACCAGCCCAGCAUUUUUGGUCUCCAUGUAAAUGCUGACUUGACCUUCCGGUUGCAGGAGUCCAGCUGCAUGCUGGAGACAUUACAGGGUACAUUACCGAAGUCAUCCUCUGUUGAAGACGGUAAGUCUAGGGAAGAGAGUGUGCGAGAAAAAUGCUUGGAGUUAUUAGACAAAAUACCGAGCGACUACAACGAGAGAGUAUACAGAGAGCAGGUGUCCAAACUCUCUGGACCUCCUUCACUGAACGCAAAGGGCCUGGCCGCACCACUCAACAUCUUCCUCUUCCAAGAGGUGCAAAGAAUGCAGCGAAUUUUGUCGAUUGUCCGCUGUAAUUUAUACAUGAUCAUCAGUGCGAUUGACGGUACCGUGAUAAUGACUCCGCACUUGCAGGUAGGUGUGGUGGGUGUCCCCCAGGAUGAUGUAGCAGCAAUAUUUGACCUACGAGUGCCACGAAGAUGGGUCACUAGGCAGCACAAAAAGGACCAGUGGGCCCUUGAUGACGUUGUGUUGCACUCCGAAGCUCGCAGCGUGGACGUCGAGAAACUUAAAGAUGUUCCAGAGGAGGGCGUCAAUGUCCAUGGGUUGUAUAUCGAGGGCUCGAGAUGGAACUGGCAUGAGUCAAGGCUUGAUGAGUCAUUGCCGAAGGUCAUGAUAGACAGAAUGCCUGUUGUCCACGCCACUGCCAUCACGACUAGAGAAAAGCGGAACAAAAUUUUGGAGUAUGGACAGUUCGAGCCAUAUGACUGUCCAGUGUAUAAAUACCGAAUUCGCACAGACAAGUACUUGGUGUUCCGCGUGCAGCUGCGCUCCGAUGUGCAUCCUUCCCACUGGAAGCUUAGAGGAACUGCACUGCUUUGCUCUACAGAGUAA